Menidia menidia (Atlantic silverside) is the source of this 3820-nucleotide messenger RNA. The record is from the annotation of a GenBank genome assembly. Lineage: Eukaryota; Metazoa; Chordata; Actinopteri; Atheriniformes; Atherinopsidae.
UCAGUUGUUCAGUAGCAGCUCCUCAACUUCCUUGUUCAGCCGUCAGUGCCGUUUCCUCUUUCGUUAACUGUUGUUAUUCCUCUUUGCCACACCGUUUGAAAUGAAUUUGCUGCGUUAAUCUGAAAAAAGGACACAAAUCUGCACUCUCCAAAGGAAUGUGAACACUGCCUGAUUCUGGUGCAGAGUUUUGCACUGGUUUGAAGCCCGGCUGAACUUUUUUGGAGCUUCUGCAAUACUGUGUUAAUGGACCACUUCGACAUUUCUGUAUGAGGGGGAAGAAAGACACAAAGUGAAGCGGUGGUAACCAUGUGUGUGUCUGUGCAGUAGUGUGCGAGCUGUGUGGGUAUAAGUGUGUGUGUGAGUACGUGCGAUGUCGGGUGACACCAGAACCCUGCUCUGGAGAAGCAUAUCCACCACCAGCCAGUCGGAGUCUUCGGAUGUGGCUCCUGCUGUAAUCGGGGGGAGGGAAAACUUUGUCCCAGUGAAGAUCAUCAAAGUGUGUUUCCUCAGCAACAGCUCCAACCUGGGCAAGAACUUCAAACUGGUCCGCUGUGAGGAGGGCUGGACUGUGAAGUCUGUCAUCAAGACAGUGCUGUCCAGUGGCUGUGUGGGUCCCGACAUAAAGAACAGCCUCUCUUACGGCAUGCUGCUCAAACACCUGAAGUCCUCAGAGAUGCACUGGCUGCACCCAGAUCUGACCAUCUCUGAGCUCACUCAGAGAUACGAGCAGCAGCACCUUGAGGCUGAAUGGAGAUAUGACCUGAGGAUCAGAUACAUCCCAUCAGACUUCAUGGAGACGUUCAAAGAUGACAGGACCACCAUGCUUUACUUUUACCAGCAGGUGAGAAGUGACUAUAUGCAACAGUACGCCUCCAAAGUCAGCGACGGAAUGGCCUUACAGCUUGGCUGUCUGGAAAUCAGGAGAUUCUACAAAGACAUGAAUCCCAAUGGACUGGAGAAAAAGUCCAACUUUGAACUGCUGGAGAAAGACGUGGGGCUGGACCUGUUCUUUCCCCGAGAGCUCAUAGACAGCAUGAAGCCCAAGCAGCUGCGCCGGCUGAUCCAGCAGACGUUUCAGGGCUACUCCACCCUGCAGCAGGAGCAGUGCAUGGUCAAGUUCUUCAGCACCCUGGCGCAGUGCUACAGCUUCACACAGGAGAGAUACGCCUGCCAGCUGGUGCAUGGAUGGAAUCUCGCCAUAGACUUGGUCAUCGGUGCAGAUGGAAUCAGUCAACAAACGGAGAACUCAACACCCACCUGUCUGGCCAAGUUCUCUCAGGUGCGAAGCAUCUCCUGUUCCGGGGAGACGGAUGGCCGAGCCCUUCUCAUGGUGCACAUAGAGGGAGCCAAGCAGCCCCUCUCAGUGAACACAUCCUCUCUAGCGGUUGCAGAAAACAUGGCGGACCUGAUUGAUGGUUACUGUCGAUUGGAAGGAACAGCUGAAAGUUCCCGCAUAGUCCGACCCAACAAAGGAAGAGACACCAGACUGAAACUUCCUGACAUCCCGAAAUGUGCUGCUCCCAGUGGCCCUGUAAGAAACUUUGGUUCUGAUAUAUAUGCUGAGAUACCAGAUGGCAAAGAGGACUUUGGUGACAAACACAUCUCAAUCUCCAGAGAUGAUGUUGUUGUGGGUCGAAUCCUGGGUGAAGGGUUCUUUGGAGAGGUGCAUGAUGGAGUUUACAAAAGUCCAAGCGGGGAGAGGAUCCGCGUGGCAAUCAAAACCUGUAAGGACGGCUCAGCUGAUGUGAAGGAGAAAUUUCUCAGUGAAGCCGGUCUGAUGAAAAAUCUGGAUCAUCCUCACAUCGUACGGCUCAUCGGAGUCAUUGAGGUCGAUCCGGUCUGGAUUGUCAUGGAGCUCUAUGAACAUGGAGAGCUUGGAAACUAUCUUGUGGAGCAGCAGUACAUCUUGACCACGGCAACGUUAACCCUGUACUGCCUACAAAUCUGCAAAGCCUUGGCUUAUCUGGAGGGGCUCAAUAUGGUGCACAGAGACAUAGCUGUCAGAAAUGUCCUGGUGGCCUCUUCUGACUGUGUUAAACUCGGUGACUUUGGCCUGUCUCGCUAUGUUGAUGAGCAAGAGUACUAUAAAGCCACUGUUAGUCGAUUACCAAUCAAAUGGAUGGCACCAGAAUCCAUCAACUUCCGGCGCUUCACCACAGCCAGCGACGUCUGGAUGUUUGGUGUGUGUGUGUGGGAGAUCUUCUCCAUGGCCCAGCAGCCCUUCUUUUGGUUGGAGAACGGGCAGGUCAUCAAUCAGCUGGAGGCAGGAGUUCGCCUCCACAAACCGCAGCAAUGCCCCCCCACGGUUUACAGCCUGCUCACCCGCUGCUGGGCCUACGAGCCGCACGGCCGGCCCUCCUUCGGCCAGCUCGUCUGCUCCUUCAGUGACAUCCAAAGGAUGGAGCUGGAGCAGGACACUGGAAAGAGGCAAAACAGGCCCCCCUCAUUCACAUCCAUAUUUGAUCCCAGCCACACAGAUCCUCCACCAAAGCCAUCCAGAAUACAGGGCAACACCCUCCCUCGGAUCACAAACAUAAAGGGUAAAGGAACAAAUGACCCAUCUUUGUGGGAGAAAGAGCGAGUGGAGGACACUUUACAAAGACAGAGGAGAGAGAUGCUGAUGGACAAACAGUGGCUGGAGCAGGAAGAGAAGCAGCUGGACCCCGCUGUGCGUCAGGAGUUACAAACAAAGACUUCUGAAACAAGCCCAGAAAAUGAUCCCAAAAAGAAACCCCCCACAGAUUCACAGCCUCGGCCCACCGCUGAGAUGGACCGGUCGGGGGAUCGAGUCUACACCGGUGUCAUGGCGAUGGUGAAGCAGGUGGUCCAGCUGAAGAAUGAUGUCAACACGCUGCCUACUUCAGAGUAUCCAAAUGCUGUCAAGGCAGUGGGUGUCACUCUGCGCAGCCUGAUCCAAAGUGUGGAUGAGAUCCUGCCCUCUCUGCAUGAGUCCGUCACCACAGAGAUUGAGGGCACAAAGAAGCUGCUGAACAAGGAUUUGGGCGAGCUGAUCAACAAGAUGCGACUGGCCCAGCAGAACUCCAUAACCUCCCUGAAGGAGGAAUGCCAGCGACAGAUGUUGGCAGCUGCCCACACACUGGCUCUGGACUCCAAAAACCUGCUGGAUGCUGUGGACCAGGCCCGAGUCAGGGCCAAUUUGGCCAAGCCCAAAUCUGAUUCACAAGAAGAAGAUUAAUGUGAAUGAAAAUAAUGCAGACUUCAUUUGUGAUCAUUUGGACAUUAAAUCUGUGACGGCUUUCCUUCUUCAGGACAUCCUCCACUUUAGCUCUGGAACUGAGAACUGAUGUAUGUUUGCUUGUUAAACAAACGAACAAACAAAAAAAAUCCAAUGCUGCCGAACAAGAGCAUUAUAUAAAAGCGAAACUCUUUGUACUGUUUGUUCUUUGAUUAAUUUGAGCUCUGUGGUGUUCUGCACCGCCUGUACUAUUUCCUGACAUGUCACCACUUAUGUCCUUGAUGCCAGUGUGCAGGAGCAAAUGAUGAAGGUUUUUCUGCUGGCAGAAUUCAGAAGUGCAGCGUUUUGUACACAUGGUGAAUGGAGUACCAUUAUGUUGAGUUUUCAUCUGUCUCUGCUCUUCUGAUGCAACCUUUUAAAAUAUGAAGUUGUAUGCAAUGAAUUUGAUGGCAUGCAGUUUACAUAAGUUUGCACCAGCCGUGACAUACUUGGAGAUGCUGAACGAAGAAAGAAGCCUGCGAGAAAAAUGCAAUGUAGCUUAGAGGAAAGGAAUAAAACAAAAAUGGUUUUGCUAAGUGUCUCUGUGGCUUUUAAUACAGGAAAUCCUGCCGCCCGUCAAUCAUC